GCCGUCCCUACGUAGCCGGGUGCGCUGUGGUCUCUCGCCGGCGGUCGACAUGCUGCGGGCGCGUGCGUCGGGCCUCGGGACCCGGCUGCUCCCGGCCGCGCUGGGCCUCGGACGGAGCCGGGCGGCGUGCGAGGGGCGCGGGCGGGCCUGGCGGCAGCCCGAGGGCCACAACACAGGCGUGCAGGUGUACAACAGCCUCACCGGCAGGAAGGACCCGCUGGUAGUGGCCCGCGCGGACGCCGCCUCCUGGUAUAGCUGUGGACCAACUGUGUACGAUCACGCACACCUUGGCCAUGCUUGCUCAUAUGUUCGCUUUGAUAUGAUUCGAAGGAUCCUAACCAAGGUGUUUGGAUGUAACAUAGUCAUGGUGAUGGGCGUCACAGACGUGGAUGACAAGAUCCUCAGAAGAGCCCAUGAGAUGAAGGUGUCGCCCUCUUCUCUGGCCAGUCUGUAUGAAGAAGAUUUUAAGCAGGACAUGGCAGCCCUGAAGGUUCUCCCGCCCACCGUGUACCUGAGAGUAACUGAAAACAUUCCUCAGAUAAUUUCUUUCAUUGAAGGAAUAAUUGCUCAUGGGCAUGCCUAUCCGACAGCAAAAGGCAACGUCUACUUUGAUCUGCAGUCCAGAGGAGACAAGUAUGGCAGACUGGUCUGUGUGGCGCCUGGGCCUGCUGGAGAGCCAGUGGACUCUGACAAGCGGCACGCCAGCGACUUUGCCCUGUGGAAGGCAGCGAAGCCCCAGGAGGUGUUCUGGGCCUCGCCCUGGGGGAAUGGCAGGCCCGGCUGGCACAUCGAGUGCUCCGCCAUGGCCAGCAUGGUGUUUGGAGGGCAGCUGGACAUCCACUCGGGCGGGGUGGACUUAGCGUUUCCCCAUCACGAGAACGAGAUCGCACAGUGUGAGGUCUUCCAUCAGUGCGAGCAAUGGGGAAACUAUUUCCUACAUUCUGGGCAUUUGCACGUGAAAGGCCAAGAAGAAAAAAUGUCCAAAUCGUUGAAGAACUACAUCACUAUUAAGGACUUUCUUCAGACAUUCUCCCCUGAUGUCUUCCGGUUCUUCUGCAUGUGCAGCAGCUACAGGUCAGCCAUCAACUACUGUGACAGCACCAUGCUGGAAGCCAGGCACCUCCUGCUGGGGCUGGCCUCUUUUGUUGAAGACGCACGUGCCUACGUGAAGGGGCAGUUGACCUGUGAGCCCAUCAGGGAGGACAUGCUGUGGGAGAGGCUCGCCAGCACCAAGGGGACUGUGCAGGCAGCACUGGCAGAUGACUUUGACACACCCAAGGCCGUUGACACCAUCCUGGACCUCGUGCACCACGGGAACCGACAGCUCAGGGCAGUCACUAAGGAGCCUGGUGGCCCCAGGAGCCCUGCUGUGUUUGGUGCCAUCGUCUCCUACAUUGAACAGUUUUUUGAGACUAUUGGAAUUUCUCUAGCAAAUCAGCAGUGCAUUCCAGGAGACAGCAGUGCAGCCACUCUGCACAGCGUGGUGGAUGAGCUGGUGCGCUUCCGGCUGAAGGUCCGGCAGUAUGCACUUGCCACACCUGAGGCCACUGGGGAGGCCAGGCGACAAAUGCUCCAGGAGAGGCGGCCCUUGCUGGAGGCGUGUGAUGCACUGCGGCAGGACCUUGCCAUGCACGGCAUCAACAUUAAGGACAGAAGCAGCACUGCCUCCACAUGGGAACUGCUGGAUCCCAGGAUGAAGUACCAGAAGCCAGGGAGCUGAGGAAGGAGCAGCCAUGGGGCCCACACACGCAUGCAGCUUCUGAUGAAAACUUUAUAUUAAAGUUUCCAAUGGUGGCUCUUCAGUGUUUC
Sciurus carolinensis (gray squirrel) is the source of this 1809-nucleotide messenger RNA. RefSeq names its product cysteinyl-tRNA synthetase 2, mitochondrial (gene Cars2). Gene Ontology annotation, molecular function: ATP binding; cysteine-tRNA ligase activity. Gene Ontology annotation, cellular component: cytoplasm. The record is from RefSeq and is a predicted model, not a curated record. The transcript is spliced from 15 exons. Gene Ontology annotation, biological process: cysteinyl-tRNA aminoacylation. The coding region runs from base 50 to 1720 and encodes 556 amino acids. NCBI's taxonomy places the organism in Eukaryota, Metazoa, Chordata, Mammalia, Rodentia, Sciuridae.